Molecule: messenger RNA, 1244 nt
Organism: Macaca mulatta (Rhesus monkey)
Lineage: Eukaryota; Metazoa; Chordata; Mammalia; Primates; Cercopithecidae
Source: RefSeq, a predicted model, not a curated record
CUGUGUGGCCGCCAGAUGAUGCCCGAGACCACUGCUCCGCGGGCAGUGCCCAGACAAGGUGGAGCCCGGCGGGCCCGCGAAUCCGAGACGUGUCCCAGGAGCUCCAGCGCACGUGACCUGCCAUUGCCUCCCGCCGCCUCCUGCCCGCGCCAUGACCCAGCCGGUGCCCCGGCUCUCCGUGCCCGCCGCGCUGGCCCUGGGCUCAGCCGCGCUGGGCGCGGCCUUCGCCACUGGCCUCUUCCUGGGAAGGCGGUGCCCCCCAUGGCGAGGCCGGCGAGAGCAGUGCCUGCUUCCCCCCGAGGACAGCCCGCUGUGGCAGUAUCUUCUGAGCCGCUCCAUGCGGGAGCACCCGGCGCUGCGAAGCCUGAGGCUGCUGACCCUGGAGCAGCCGCAGGGGGAUUCCAUGAUGACCUGCGAGCAGGCCCAGCUCUUGGCCAACCUGGCGCGGCUCAUCCAGGCCAAGAAGGCGCUGGAUCUGGGCACCUUCACGGGCUACUCUGCCCUGGCCCUGGCCCUGGCGCUGCCCGCAGACGGGCGCGUGGUGACCUGCGAGGUGGAAGCGCAGCCCCCGGAGCUGGGACGGCCCCUGUGGAGGCAGGCCGAGGCGGAGCACAAGAUCGACCUCCGGCUGAAGCCCGCCCUGCAGACCCUGGACGAACUGCUGGCGGCGGGCGAGGCCGGCACCUUCGACGUGGCCGUGGUGGAUGCGGACAAGGAGAACUGCGCUGCCUACUACGAGCGCUGCCUGCAGCUGCUGCGACCCGGAGGCAUCCUCGCCGUCCUCAGAGUAAGGGAUCCACUGCGGGGGAGGAGAAAGCACCCUCUCGGGGCGGGUCCCCAUCUUUUUCCUUGACUCCUCUUAUACCCCAAAGCCCCACCCAGUCCAGUCACAUAGGCUCCACCCCCUGCGGGGCUCCGGCCCCAGUAGGUACCCAGGCUUUCCUCCGCUUUGGUUCUCUGUCUCCGGCUCUGGUCACCUCCCGCCCGGGGACCUCCCUCCGAGGCCCCGCCUCCUGCCUGGGCACCUCCCUCCGAGGCCCCGCCUUCCGCCCGAGCACCUCCCUCUGAAGCCCCGCCUCCCACGGCCCGGUUGGCCCCGCCCUCCCGCAGGUCCUGUGGCGCGGGAAGGUGCUGCAACCUCCGAAAGGGGACGUGGCGGCCGAGUGUGUGCGAAACCUAAACGAACGCAUCCGGCGGGACGUCAGGGUCUACAUCAGCCUCCUGCCCCUGGGCGAUGGCCUCAC